Diaporthe citri is the source of this 189-nucleotide messenger RNA. RefSeq lists its product as uncharacterized. NCBI's taxonomy places the organism in Eukaryota, Fungi, Ascomycota, Sordariomycetes, Diaporthales, Diaporthaceae. The transcript has 2 exons. The record is from RefSeq and is a predicted model, not a curated record. The coding region runs from base 1 to 189 and encodes 62 amino acids.
AUGGCCAAGUUCCAGGAGUUCAAUUCUCCGGCCCAGCUUGACCGCGCUUCAAAGCCGCUCCUGCUCGUCCUCGGCGCCUCGUACUCGAUUGUCUCCAUCGAGUCGGGCGAGGCCUCGUAUUCCGACGCUCGCGCGGCUGGGAACCCAGCCCACAUGAACACCUACCCUGGGCCGGACCAUAAUGCCUAG